UGCCCCCUGACGAGGCGGCGUGUGGUGGUGGUGGUUCCGGCUCUCAGAGGUUUCGCGCGCAAAUUCCUCCCUUUGGUCGCUGGCGGGUUUUCGAGACGGGCGUCUUCAAGGCAUACGACAGUUGCUGCUCGUAGGGAACCGAUCUCGUGCCACUUAACGAUAAGUGCCCACCUACAGGAUUAUAUUAUAAGUAGUAGAUACUGGAGUGGUGCCAUACAGUGCCAUUUGACACCCCCUCGUCGUGAUGAAGACGCAGCGGAAGGGACUCGUCACCAGUAGGGAAAGACCUCUCCCCCACAUGGGGCGGAACGAAUGAAGUCUUUGAGUUGGUGAUGGUUUUUCCCAGCGAUGAAUUAGGACUGUGGCGAUGCUAUCGGUGAUGAUGAUGAUGAUUUUGAUUUUGAUAAAUACUAUGUGAUGAUGCGACCGCCUCCGAUGGGUGGUGAUGAGGUGUGAUGUGAUGUGAUGUGAUGUGAACAUUACUUAGAACGGACUGAAUAUUCCCUUAUUCGUUUUGUGUAUUUUUUUUUAUUCCCUUUUUUUUUUUACUGAUUUCUUGAAAGUUUUUUUUAUUUUUUAUUUUUGUGUGUUUUUAGAAAGUAUUGAGAAAGUGCGAAAGCCCUACGAUGGUAGUGUGCAGACACGGCGGCCGCCCCCGUCUGCCUCCUCACCCGCUGGGGCGAUAGGCUGCUAGCGCGUGGGUGGGCGGGGCGGAUCUGCCGCCCCCGUCAGUCAACACGACCAACGUAUCCCCCAUUUGGUGGGCGAGAGGCGCCCACACGCCCACGAAUACUGAUCUGGUGUCCCCCGUUCCCCGCCCUUUAUCCACCCGCCAUGGGACGUCCUCUUGGACCAGCCACGACUGGGGUACCGCCUCUGGAGGGAAGGUGGCGGAGGGCGGGACGGUGAUGGCAUCCUGCUGGCGGGGCAUGGGCGUCCUGCUGGGGACCUGCCUGCCCUCUCACCCCACCACUGCCGACGCCUCCCACAACAACCACGCCUCUGCUGCUGCUGCUACCACCAACAACAGCGGCGUCGCUCACAACAACUCCUCCUCCUCCUCCUCCUCCUCACCUCGGUUGGCCGGGGGAGGAGGAGGAGGAGGAGGAGGAGUGCUGCUUCCUCCCCCUCCUCCGACUUCGUCUUCUCCUCUCGUUCCUCCUCCGUCCGCCGCCACAGCAGCGUCCUCUUCCGCAGCUUCCACCCGCAUCACCACCGCCGCCCACAGCGGCUCCCCCAGUCGCAGCGGCAGCAGCAGCACCACCACCAAUAACAACCGUCACCACCACCAUCACCAUCACCACCAUCACCACCAUCAUCAGGGCGGAGGCGGUAGCGGCAGCAGCAGUGUGACGGAAGGCCCCGGCGCCCGCUACCUGCUGGUGCGUCCCGCUACGGCAGCCACGCCGCCCUCGCCGCGCCGUCGGCAUCAUUCCCGGACGCAGCAGCAGCAGCAGCAGCAGCAUACGACGACGGGCGUCGUCAGCAGCAGCAGCAGCAGCAGCGGCGGCGGCCAAGCGACGACCAACGUCACGACCACGUCGGGUGGACGAAGAGGCUCUGAAGGUCGGAAUGGGCGCGGGGCGGCAGAUUUGGAGGGGACGCCUCCGUUGCUCUUGCUCUCACAGGCCCUCAACCUGCCUCCCCCUCCACCUCACCUCGCCUCCCUCAUCUACACUUACGGUUUCAAGUGCCCCAUUUGCUCCAAACUUGUUCUACCCGACGAUUUGGAGUGCCAUCUGGUCAUAUGCCUCACGAAGCCACGCAUCAGUUAUAAUGAGGAUGUGCUGACGGAGGAUAAAGGGGAAUGUGUGAUUUGCUUGGAGGAUCUUUGUCAGGGAGACACGAUUGCAAGGCUCCCUUGUCUAUGUAUUUAUCACAAAUCAUGCAUAGAUGAAUGGUUCCAGGUGAAUCGGUCGUGUCCCGAACAUCCAUAUGACUGAGCCAUUGCACAUUUUUGAUCGUCACAAGAAAAUGCCUACGUGCCAUUAUUGUUGUUUGUGCCAGUUGGGAAGCAUCGGAGGAAUAGGGAUGCUAACCCACGCCAUUAGGAGGGGAGGACAUAAUUCCUUUUUACUUUUGUCGGAUACUGUAACUUGACAAAGGUUGGAAGCAGUGUUAAGAAAUAUGAAGCCCCAUUUGACUGCGACUGAACUUCAUGAAAAUUUUUGUGACCGAAUAAGUGAGAUAUGAGUGAGUGUUAUAAAACUACAGUGACAAAUUAUGUGAUCCCAGGUACAUCAUAAGAGUUAUUUGAUGUCGAACAAUGAAGUUUUGCGGCUUCAUUAUUUUGUUUUGUUGUUUUCCUGGGAACAGGAAUUUACAAACUAAAACUCCAGAUGUACUGUUUUGUGGCACUGUGUGUGCCAAUUCUUGAAAGUGACUUGAGUGAAAUUUGAUUUUGGAUGUGUAUCAAUGAUAACAUCGAAAAAUGCAGAGUUGACAGAUUGUGUGAUGCCAUAGUUAAUGCUGAUGAAUGGGUCUUCUAUCCAGCGGUAAUUUUGUUUUUCAGAAGAAUAUUUUGUAAAUUGUAUACAUCUCCCUGUGUUAUAGAAGACUUGAUACGUUUUAUAAAAAAAAGGCUUUUUCCUCAAUUCGAUAUUAUUGUCAGUCUUCAGCAGGUUCAGUCAAGCUUUUUAGGUACGUAUGCCCUUCCAGUUUUCAGUAUUGUACUCUUGAAGACAAAAUACAGUAUAUUGCUCUUAAUUUUGUUUGCAUUCUACAAAGCAUUUCAGGACCUAGAGAGUUAAGGAGAGUUUUGUAGUACUGUAUAUCUUGACAGUGGUUGUAUAAGCUGCUCAGGUAAUAGAUUAGAAUGCAGUACUGCCGUGCAAGGAGUCGGCUCAAGGUGAGGGUUAAGUAAUACUCACGUCCAUGGUUGAUGAUAUGAUGCCUUAGCUGAUUAACUAGAGAUGUUUCAGCAAAUUCAGUGCUGUACUUUUGUCAGUCACUUUAGAACAUUAUCAUUAUUAUUAUUAUUAUCAUAGCCAUACCUUUUAAAGACAUCUUUAGCUUGCCUCUGUUGAAUGGAGGAAGCGACCUGUGGUCCCUCGUUAGUGAAAGAAAUCCUAUUAUUUUAACUUAUGUUUCUAUUUAGGAUGAGCUGGUUUCAUGCUUAUCUUCCAGAUUUUUAGAUUAGUAGAGAAAAAAGCUUAUGAAGGAGCACUUUAUCUUUGCCAGAUACCUUAGAAAAGUUCUAAAUUAUUUGUUUCCUUUUUUCCCCCUCCCCCACGUUCCUCGUGAUACGAAAUAGGAGUUGAGUCUGGUGCAUUAGUCACGUGUACGAAGCCGAUUUUGUUUUUGUACCAGGAUUAAUAAGCUCAGAGUGUAAGCCCUUUCUCCAAUGAUGAAUUAAUGUACCGCAUAUUGUGGUUAGCCCUAAGGACCUACAAUAAGAAUGCCUCAAGGCAUAGAACAGAAACCUUUCAAUUUUAAGUGAUGGCUGUCUCAUGCUUUACCUCACCUUUGGAUGAAUAGUAUGGAUUAUCCUUGUAAUUAUUAAAGCAUUGUGCUCAUUGCAACGAUGCAUUGUGGUCACCACCGCUCUUGUGAAGAGACCCAUGGCUACGACCAGCAGCAUCGGCAAGUCAUUUUCUAAACAAUUUUUCCCCACGGUUUUAUUUGAAUUGAGUGAAUAUCAGUGCAGUCUUUCAUGUUGCUGCUUAAAGAAAAUUUCCUUUCAUUAAUCAAGGUUUUUCUUAACAUGGGUGGGGGCUUUUUUUGUAUUUGCUUCAAGAGGCACUAGGGUUUGUGAUGUUUUGAUUAUGAUGAUUGCAAGCCUAUUGCAUAGCCUUCAUGUGUCUGUCUGUUUGUCCUGUGAUUUGAAAUUUGUUUUGAAUAUAAUGUAUACUCUAAAGUUUUUGAAGUAUUGCAGUGGCUACUGCUUAAUCCAGCAUUUAUUUUUAGUUUAUGUUGAUUUGUAGUUUGUUACUAAUUAGAUAUAUUGUUUACUAAAGAAAAUCACAUUUUUAGAGUCAUAAGGAAGAAUGUGAUGCAUUAUUUGUGAGCCUUUGGGUAGGGAUGGUAAAGGUAGGUUGACUUGGUGGAUCUCAGUUGUAAAACUGCUUGAUUUUCAUUGUUCAAUUUGGGCAUUUGUUUCUAUCUUGUAAACACACUUUAUUGUAAUUUAAACCUGACAAUGUUUAGUUCAAAUACCAUUAGUCAUAUUAGCAGAUAAUUUUAUUUAGACUCAUUAACAAAUAAUUAGGAAUUUAAGAGUUGAUUAGCAAAUGUUAGUUGAAUUUCCUGUUAAGUAAGCUUGUUUGAUCUUUGGUUCUUUUUGACAAUGGAUAUCAUUGUCCGUUUUUCUUGAAUUUUGGACAGAGUCAGAUCUCUGUGAACUGUAUUAACAUGUGGCAUUAUUAUAAGGGAAUGUGUAUUAUGAUAUGAUACAGUCGCUGGUUUUAAAGUUAUUUUGGCUACGUAUAAAGGAAAAAGCUUGGUGUAAAUAGAUUAGAUAAUUUUGUAAUCAAAACUAGAAAUAAAAGUACGUAGGUGUGUGUCUACAUUAGGGUAUGGUAUAUACAUAAAAAUUCGUUAUUACAAGCUCUAACUGUGAUUGAAUAGAAUUAUAUUAAUUGGUUGUCCAAUGGAAGUUUAUCAAAUUGGUUUUCGACUUGAUAUUUACAUUUAUUUUUUCCUUUUAUCUAUCUCUACAGUCAGUAUUGUCUCCGUACUCGUGGCAGUAGAUCUGUCACCAAUUGGCCUAUGGUUGUCUUGUAUACUAAUGCUGUUUGUGAUUUGGCCUUAAUCGUCUUAGUUGUCGAUAAGAAUUUAACUUAGGAUUGGUAAUUUAGUGCAAAGAGCAUGAACAUUUUAGAUUUUAAUGGGAAUUUACACUUUUAUACUUUGGUAAGGUGGCUGUCCACUAUAUCAAUCUUGAGUAUAAGGUACUAUUUUGACACACAACCCAAAAUUGGUACUUUAACAUACAGCAUAUAUUUGUGCAUAUAAAAACAAAUCAUUGCUUUUGGAGUGGGUGAUAGUGAAAAAUUCAGAAGAUGGCUCUGACAUCAUACAUGUAUGGCUUUUUGGCAAUCCUUGGUGGUCUGUUGGCUCCUUGAUGAUCCAGUGGUUGAUAACACACUGAACAAGUGAAUUAUAGUGACUAGAAAUUUUUUGUUUUAUUUUUGUGCAUUAUUUUUGGGCCCCAUUGGCUCCAUGCCUGAAGGUUGUAUAUAUUGGUUGUCCUUCAUAUUUCUUCUGCCACUUUCCUUUCUCAGUCCAUUUGUCCCUCCCUUCCAAACCUUUCUUGAUGGGAUGCCUCAAUGACCUUUUUGAUGCUUCAUCUUCCCCUUUGUUAUUUUAUGAUGAUGAUGUACACCUUUUUUUAAUCAUACUAACCAUAUUGAAUCUGCUGUAAACAAGCAAACACAGACGAACAUAUACACACACAUCAGUAAGUGAAAGAAGCAAAGGCAUAGCUGUGUGAAUCAAGAGACUUGCGUUACCAUUUGUCGGGUUUAUACAGUUGCAGUGAUUUGCACAGCCGUGCCAGAACCCUCUCAUAUCUUAAGCGUAUCAUUAGAGUGGUCUGUUGAUCAAACCCCCUUUGUAGCUGUCUGUCUGUCUGUCUGUCAGCUUUUUUUUCUCCCCUCUAUCUUUUAAUUUUCUUUUGAAACUACUAGUAGCGUCAGUGGUAAGUUGCUUUGGCGACCAACUUCUCACCAGCAGGUCACGAGUCUCGUUUGCCUUGUGUCUGUCCGGAAUCAUAUCUAUUCCAGCUGAGCUGUACCACGUGUUUCUUACCAAGUUGUUUUCUUACGUUGCAUGAAUUCACGUUCACAUGUGUAUCAUUGUAUAGUUCCAGAGUAUUUUAUUACCCCAUAAGAUGUACUGUAUAUUACACUAAAGGUGCAAUGAUUUGAUAUAUGUUGUAGUUUUGUAUAUAUAUAUAAAUAUAUAUAUAUAUAUCUAUAUUAGCCAUAGUAAUCAAAGACAAUUGGCAUAAAACUAUCCAGAUGUUUCAUUAUGGAAAAUUUUCCAAAAUUGCUGUGGAAAUUUUUGAAAGAAAAAAAAUGUGAUUUAUUCUUUUAGUUAAAGAUGAAUUUUGUACACCGCAGUGUCGCUGAAAAUUAUGUACAAUAAUAAAGGCUGAUGAAUGUGAAA
Molecule: messenger RNA, 6108 nt
Organism: Macrobrachium nipponense
Lineage: Eukaryota; Metazoa; Arthropoda; Malacostraca; Decapoda; Palaemonidae
Product: E3 ubiquitin-protein ligase ZNRF1-like
Exons: 5
Coding region: 909-1943 (344 amino acids)
Biological process (GO): proteasome-mediated ubiquitin-dependent protein catabolic process; protein K48-linked ubiquitination
Cellular component (GO): cytoplasm; intracellular membrane-bounded organelle; membrane
Molecular function (GO): ubiquitin protein ligase activity
Source: RefSeq, a predicted model, not a curated record